Messenger RNA from Coniophora puteana RWD-64-598 SS2, 753 nucleotides. RefSeq lists its product as uncharacterized. The transcript is spliced from 4 exons. NCBI's taxonomy places the organism in Eukaryota, Fungi, Basidiomycota, Agaricomycetes, Boletales, Coniophoraceae. The record is from RefSeq and is a predicted model, not a curated record. Bases 1 to 753 code for a protein of 250 amino acids.
AUGACAUCUAUCGCGAUUGUGGACGAUCGCAGCGCCUCCAUACAAUACAGCGGAAACUGGGUGCCGGGGGGCACCAGCUUUGAAUACGACACCACUACCACGGGAUCGAAUUCAACCGGGGACACCGCGACCUUCACGUUUACAGGAACGUGGGUCUCGGUAUACGGAACUACAGGAUCGACCUCUACUAACGGGAUACCUACGAUUCAAUUCACCGUUGACGGAGGAGCUCCGGUUUUGUUUACGGCGCCAAACGUUUCUGUACAAGCCCUGUAUCAUUAUCAGACGUUUGCAUCUGAUGUUCUGGAUGACACGACUCAUACUCUAGUCAUCAAAAACACGAGCCCAGGCUGCCCGCCGGCGCUGUGCACAGCGUGGAUUGACUUCAUCGAAUAUAUCCCGUCGCAAGCUAGCUGUAUGAUUAUUGUUUCCUUCAUCCGAUCUUCAUCCUCUGACAAAGUUUGGGGGACAGCGUCCACAUCAGUUCCGUCAUCAUCGCCGUCUUCGCCUGCAACAUCAUCCUCUGGGACCGCCAGUCAUACGUCUAAUGUGGCACUUGCAGCCGGCAUCGGAGGGAAAGGCGUCAGAGACUACAGUUGGUUGAUGUAUGACCUUGCUUCUGAGGAUAUAGCAGAAAUGGCUGCUCGUACUUACCAACCAAUUAUCACGGAGCAUCAAGCGUCUGAGGUCUCCAGCAGCUCAGCUGGACGUCUGCAAACAGCGAUUGAACGCCUACCGCGUCGAAAGGGUUAA